AUGGCUCAAGUUCAGAAACAGCUGGUUGCAUCGCAAAAGUUCUUAGUUGGCUUGGUUUCAUUGCCUCAAUAUGGCGAGCUUCGCUUGAAACAGUUGGAAAGACUAAUGGCAGUGACUCGCAAAGCAAAGCUGACGAUAGAGCAGGCGGCUGGAGUCUUGGCGAGCUUGGAUUCCACGUUGUGGGAUGAGUCGUCACUGAGUCAGCUCAAAAGUUUGGUUGCGGACCAAACGGUUGGCGACGCAGUGGAAGAAGAAGGGUCGCAACGUGCGAAGCAGCAAGACUUUUCGGCUUUGCCGAUGUACUUGGAUGAUGCAUGGUGGUGUCGCUUGGAGACGGCCCAAGGUAAAGAGAAAGAAAAGAAUUGCGAGCUUUUAUGUCAGCAUGCAGCUCGAUUGGGAUUGACAAAUCCCACGGAGGAAACGUAUGCAUUUUUGUAUGCGCUUUCCUUCGCCUUGUCUCCCGCCACUGUCAUUUUCGAUUGUGAGAAGUUGGGGUUAUUGGCAAAAUGGAAGCCGAUAAUGAAACGGACAUUGAAAGUGGCAGUGCAACCGCCUUUGCAUCUUUUGGUCCUGCCGUGUGAUGUGGAGCAGUGUCCAGCUGAGCUGUUGCGAGCAGCAUACCCACAGGGAUUUCGUCCUGGUUCGCCAAGCCACAAGACGAUGCCGGAAGUGUUGCAGCUGGCUCGCACAUGGCCUUUGAGGAAGACGCAUUUGACAGCUACAACUAGCCAGAAAUCUUCUUUGCCAGGAACCUUGGAAAGCGGGCACAUGAUGCAAGCCAUGGCUGCAGCGACAGUCCAAGCCGUGGCUUCGCAGUUUGGAGCUCUGCAGCGAGCAGAAUCUGUGCCUGAGCUGCCGGGUUUCAAACUCUUGAAGCCUCCGUGUGAGGCCGCUUCGGCUUCGAAACCGAAGGAGCAAUUAGCUUUGACGGAUGGAACUACGCAGGCUGGAGGAUCUUCUUCGCAUGAGGGAAAGGAUGCAGCGAGCAUGAUCGCUGCAUUGCAAGCUGAUCUUCAACAAGACAAAAAGGAUCCGCCGAAGAGGUCCAAGAGGGCACCAAAGGCAAAGGUUGAGAAAAAAACAAAAAAGAACGCUGUUUGCAAGGAAAAAGAAAUGAAAGGAGAUGCUGAGCAGUGGCUUUCACCAGACAAGCCUUCCAAGGUUUGCAUGAAGCGCCCAGCUGGCAGGGGAAAAAUGAAGAGACCUGCUGCAGUCGCUUCCAAGAAGCGACCUUCUGAGACAGCCGAAGAGAAGGAAGAGAAGCGCCGUUUGUUGUUCAAACGGGUUCCAAAACCGCUUCAGAACGAAUAUGCCAACGGUGCCAUGGCCUCUUCGUCCGACGACGACGACGACGAUGAGGAAGAGGACGAGAAUGAUGAGCCAAAACCAAAGGCAUCGCCUUUCGACACGAAGGCGGAGAAGUCCCCAUCGAGGUCUCGACGUCGUCGAAGACGUCGCACUCGUGAAGAGCGUGGCAGGGAGCGUGGCAGACGCCGUGAGUCACGUGCUGAGAGCCGUGACGGUGGCCAUCGCGAUGGCAGGAACAGUCACCAUGGCGGUGGCCAUGGAAAGACGCGCUCCAGCGUUCCUGAACCACUCGAACCACCGGGACGCAAGGAGGAUGAUAGGACGCGCUCACGUGUUCCAGAACCACCAUCACCUCCGAGAACGAAGAAAGCAGAAGGUGAGGGGAAGCGUGGUCCCAAGGGUGGGAAAGGCAACUUCAAGGGUGCCAAGCGCUGGAAAUGCCCACUGUGCAAAACCCGGGUGGCUGCUCAUCAGGCGGCUUUGGAGCAGCACCAAUGGUUGAAUGAGUGGUGCAUUGCGCACCAAAACUGGGAACGGCUGACGUACAGUCAGCAAGGUGAACCAGGGGCCUGGGCCAAAUGUCGUGAGAACGCAUUCCAUACGAAAUGUGCUCGCACCACGGAAGCCGUGGAUGAUGGCAGUGGCCUGCCCAGUGACGAGGAGACUCGUCAGCCGAGCGUGCUGGACCGCCCCAUGUCGUCAGGUGGCCCAGUGCGUUUGCGCGCGAAAGAGAAGCCAACCGUGGCAGAGCCAUCGUUUACGACGGUGGAACGCCCGGUGGAUGACCAAGUGAAGAAAAAAAAGAAAGCAAAGAAGGACUCCAGCCCGGAAUCCGUUGGUUCCAAGAAGAAGAAAAAGAAGCCGCACAAGGGGUCAGAGUCUUCUAGCUCGAGUGGACAUCGAGCGCCGAAACGCAAGCAGGUGGUCAUCAACUUUCACUGA
This is a messenger RNA of Cladocopium goreaui, 2250 nucleotides long. The record is from the annotation of a GenBank genome assembly. NCBI's taxonomy places the organism in Eukaryota, Dinophyceae, Suessiales, Symbiodiniaceae.